CCUCUGAUCAAACAUCCGAUAGACGCGGUUUCUGAGCAGCUAGAGGAUGGGCUCAGCAAAUAAAAAGAGGAAUGAUGAGAGAUUCCACAGGUGUUAGCAAACGGAGAACAGGUGCGUCAAAGAUGAACUGGAUUGUAGCUGCGAUCGCUGUGUGCGUAUUCGUGCCCAGCGCCCACUGUGAGUCAAGUCCAAUCGCCUGGUGUUAUCAUGAGCCACACUGCAAUGACACGACUUGGCCAACCAUUGCUGCUUCACAUUGCAAUGGCAGCCGGCAGUCGCCCAUUAACAUCGUCUCAGCAUCUGCCCAAAUUGACUCCAAUCUGACUGCAUUCACCUUUCAUAACUACAGCAGCAAAUCCACAAUGACAACGAUCAAAAACACUGGCCACACAGUCAAAGUCAUCCUCGACAGCGGUGUGAGGAUUUCAGGAGGAGGUCUGUCUGAGGACUACGACAGCCUGCAGUUCCACUUGCACUGGGGUAAUGGCACCUCUGUCCCCGGCUCCGAGCACACCGUGGAUGGCAAGCGCUAUCCCAUGGAGUUACACAUUGUAAACAGCAAGGCAUCCUAUAAUCGGAACACAACUCAGGCUGUUGCAGACUCUACAGGACUUGCUGCUCUUGGUUUCUUGAUUGAGGAAAUGUCGGGUAAUGCAACUGGCCAACCUGCAAGCUGGCACACCUUGAGCUCCUACCUGACAAACAUCCCAAACAGCGACGAAAAUGUUACAGUGGUACCUGGAAUUUCCCUGGAUGAUCUCCUGACCGGGGUGGAUCGCACCAAGUAUUACCGCUACCUUGGCUCCUUGACCACCCCCAAUUGCAACGAGGCUGUGGUUUGGACUGUGUUUAAGGACACAAUAAAAGUCAGCAAAGACGUGAUUGACCUCUUCAGCAAAACGGUACGCCUCUCCAACAGCACAUCACCUUUUAUAAUUAAUGUCUACAGAGACAUCCAGCCAGCGCAACGUGUCACAACACAGGCUGCCAGCUCUACCUCCAAAGCCUGCUACUCUCUGGCUCUGAUGGCUCUGAGCCUGGUUCUUGGGAGGAGUUAGGGCCAUGAAAGGUGGUGGUGUCUCAGCAACUUAUGGUGUUGCUGGUAAAUCUCUUUGCGAUGAAAAUACACCUUUUUGCCAUAAUUUUGUCAAUGUGGUUUGUCUGACUUUAGCAGUGUCCACAUUGUUAAUACAUAAAGUAUGCAAUGAAUUACUCAUUCUUAGUCCCCUAAAUUCUGAAUGUAGGAUUAAGUACACAUAAGAUCACAACCAAGCAAAAUUGAGCCUACCACAAGUACUUGCAAUAUAUGCAUUAAUAAUGUUAACAUAUGAUGAUGGCUGCCUUGCUUUGAUGUGGUAGUCCAUCAUAAUGUUUCUGUAAAAAAUUAUUUAUUCAUUAUAUGAUUUUUAAUCGGUUGUAUGCAUGAUUGCACCUCUUGCUUAAUAGAUUUAUGUUAGACAUGAUUCACACAAGAAUUUAGAAUGUUGUAUUGAGAAUUGAAGCACAGCUCAUUGUCUGUUUCUGCACUACCAAAGCUUCAUUCAGGUGCCUGAAAAAAAGAUAUGCACAUGCACUAAGUUCACUGGGUAGUAAUGGUAGUUUAGAAUUCUGGCAAUGUAAUUUUGAGUGUGUAAGUAUUGAGUUGCAUCACAAUCUGCCGGCACAUAUCUGUCUAGAGAGUUACAACUCAAAUCUGUACAAAUAAAUGUUGCAGAAUAAAAUUUCAUUUUCAAUUAGAUUUUUGUAUUUUUAUAUUCCCUUAUUUUGGACCCUGAUUUGCUUUUAUUUUUGUCCUCGUCAGUGCAGAUACUGUUAGCAGAUGAAAUGUAGCCAUGUUGCCAAGCGGAACACUCACUCAUUCAGUGGGUGUAAUGAAGAUUUGACGCGUCAGUCAAUUGAAUGAACGACAUUAUUUAUUACAAUAAUAUAAGUUACAUGUUAUCUUUAAGCACUAUGUUGCACUACUUGCACAUGUAACAGAGCUGACCUCAUGUCAAGUGUUUCUAAAUUAAAAUGAUCUUGUGUCAA
Molecule: messenger RNA, 2028 nt
Organism: Sander lucioperca (pikeperch)
Lineage: Eukaryota; Metazoa; Chordata; Actinopteri; Perciformes; Percidae
Product: carbonic anhydrase 4-like
Exons: 9
Coding region: 72-1058 (328 amino acids)
Cellular component (GO): plasma membrane
Molecular function (GO): zinc ion binding; carbonate dehydratase activity
Source: RefSeq, a predicted model, not a curated record